AUGAAGAACAUACUCUCCUUGGCGGCCCUUGGAUGGCAAUUGACGGCCGCUUUUCAAGGCGUGGAGGCUAGCAAGCUGUCGACGGCUGCCUCCUUGAAGCCGUAUUUCAACAACAAGGCAUUUGGCUCGUAUCCCGGUGCAGCUGCCUUUGAUCCGUUGAACCAGUCCUACCCAAACCCUGCCAUCGUCUCCAUCAAUGGCACGUACACCUCCACGCAAACCGGAAUCGUCUACAAGUCCCCCGGGAACACAGCUCCUUGA
Messenger RNA from Monascus purpureus, 261 nucleotides. The record is from the annotation of a GenBank genome assembly. Lineage: Eukaryota; Fungi; Ascomycota; Eurotiomycetes; Eurotiales; Aspergillaceae.